GAUGUCAGAUAUUCACGAGGGUCACCCUUACCGCCUCCACCCAAAUGAUAAUCAUUCUAUGGUGUUAAUAUCCACGACUCUCAACGGAGAAAACUAUGGAUAUUGGUCUACUUCAAUUCAAACAGCAUUGUGCUUGAAGAAUAAAAUUUCAUUCAUUGAUGGAAGCUCCGAAAGACCGUUAGGCAUCGACACGGUGUCUCUUGCAUGGGAUGAAGCUAACGCAAUGGUAAAAGGAUGGAUAUACCAGUCCAUUGAUCCUAGCAUCGUAAAAAGCUUGCCAUGGUUUGAAUCUGCCAUGGAAGUGUGGGAGGAUCUGAAGAGCCGCUUUAUUAUAGCAAGCACGGCAGAGGAAGCAGAUCCUUGCAAGAUGAAGGAUUACACAAUCAUCGUUCCAUGCUCGUGCUUUUUUGUAACCAUAAGCCCCCAGUUCCUCACCCAACAUAAAAUGGAUAUUCCAUUGAAUUUUACUCACAAAUAUGGGUCGGAGCUCUCAUCACCGACAAUUUUUCAAUUACCAACGGGAGAUUCUUGGAUAAUCGGAGUUAACAGGGAAGCAGACACACAAUCAUUAUUUUUCACUGAUAAUUUGCACCAAUUUAUGCAACAUUAUUCAGUAACUAUUGGUUGUGUCCUCCAUUUUAAAUACACUGGCAUGAGUAAUUUUACAGUCAAUAUAUUCAACCUCAAUGGUCGCUCGUUCUUUAACUCCGAUAUCGGAAAAAAGAAUAACACAGAAGUCAUCAGAGAAAAAAAUGUGGCCACUCUAAGCAGCAAUCCAAAAGAUAUUGGCGCGACUGCACGUCAUUCGAUAAAGUUGGCGGUAAAAGGCACAGAAAGAAUUCGACAACCAGAUGAUGAACAUUUCAGCGCGGUCAUGAAACUUGGAAUAGAGAAGGGAAUCUACUCAACUCGAAUCCUGCGUCUAUCAAUGUACGAUCCACUCAUAAGGUGUAGGAGGCCAAUAAUAGAAGCAAUACUAUCAGACCCCAAAUAUCCGUCAUACAUAACAGUCAUGACCCGUACACAAAUCACAGGCCGCACAAAACCCGUAAUACAAUUACUCUACAUCAUAUCAAAUAUUAUCAAUUGCACACGUUGAAUUAAUUUAAUUAGUUAUAUUUCAUUGGUGUAGCUCGUGCCUCGUGACUUCGUAAAAAAAUACAUUACGGACGAAUGCGACAAUGUAUUCCUCGUUGCAAGGGGUACCAAGUAUAACAUAAGAUUGAAGAGAAGAAGCGAGUCCAGUGUAAGGCUCAUUGGCAGAAAUUGGCUUUCAUUUUGCUACGAGCAUUCACUACAAGUUGGCGACGUU
Linum tenue is the source of this 1312-nucleotide messenger RNA. Lineage: Eukaryota; Viridiplantae; Streptophyta; Magnoliopsida; Malpighiales; Linaceae. The record is from the annotation of a GenBank genome assembly.